AUGAACUCAGAUCACGUAGGUAGACGGGAACUCAGUUCACGUACGCGACUCAGUUCACAAAUAGUGUGCACAAUGUUUACUGAUAGAGAGGGUCGUGUUAUACUCGACCAAGGGACUGAUAGAGAGGGUCGUGUUAGACCAACCGCUUCUGCAUGGGCUCACCGUGCUCAGCGUGAAUUACGGCAAGCAGAAGAGGCCCAAGCAGAUGAGGCCCAACCUGAAGCAGAUGGCAGAUAUCUUGGUGGUCCGGUUGAUAGGUCUGUCCUAAGGAAAUAUGAGGAUCUUGUUGCGACACGACUAUGGGACAGCGUGGAUCGCGGAGAGUUAAGAGUUUUUAGCAAUGACAAAAAAUUAAAAGAAGCUGUCAUUGAAAAUCAAGAGGUUGAGGAACUUGUUAAAAGUUCUGGUUUAUAUACAUUGCUAAAAUGCAGCUAUGAGAUGAUCGACAAAGGUCUAAUUUCUGCCUUUGUCGAGAGAUGGCAUCGCGACACCAACAACUUUCAUCUUCCAAUUGGGGAGAUGACCAUUACUUUGGACGAUGUCUCUUCGUUGCUGCAUAUACCCAUCACCGGUGUAUUCUUCAACGUUAAUAUAUUUAACAAGGAUGACGCUGCAUAA
This is a messenger RNA of Cicer arietinum (chickpea), 618 nucleotides long. The record is from RefSeq and is a predicted model, not a curated record. NCBI's taxonomy places the organism in Eukaryota, Viridiplantae, Streptophyta, Magnoliopsida, Fabales, Fabaceae.